Molecule: messenger RNA, 750 nt
Organism: Malassezia japonica
Lineage: Eukaryota; Fungi; Basidiomycota; Malasseziomycetes; Malasseziales; Malasseziaceae
Gene: MRPL10
Product: YmL10
Exons: 2
Coding region: 1-750 (249 amino acids)
Biological process (GO): translation
Cellular component (GO): mitochondrial large ribosomal subunit
Molecular function (GO): structural constituent of ribosome
Source: RefSeq, a predicted model, not a curated record
AUGGCGUCUGCCAUUGCGCGCCCAGCGCUCCUGCCGCGCAUUGCUGUGGCUAGCUAUGCGACGCUGCCGUCUGUGCGCAUCGGCAACCUCACGCCCGCGCAGCCCAAGAAAAGCCGCAAGCGCCUCGGCCGUGGCGACGGCUCGGACCGCGGCGGCACUUCGACGCGCGGACACAAAGGACAAAAGGGCCGUGCCGGCAACGGCAAGCCCAAGCCCGGAUUCGAGGGUGGCCAGACGCCGCUGACGCGGCUGAUUCCCAAGCGCGGCUUUAUCAACAGCCACGCGCAAACGUUUGUGCCGCUCAACGUCGACCGCCUGCAAUACUGGAUUGACCAGGGCCGCCUGAAUCCCCUGGAGCCGAUCACGAUCAAGGAGCUGUACGAGUCGCGCUGCAUCCACCGCAUCCGCGACGGCGUCAAGCUCCUCGGCGACGGCAACGGCCACAUGCGCACGCCGGUCAACCUGGUCGUCUCGCGCGCGUCUCAGUCCGCGAUCCAGGCCGUGGAGGCGGCAGGCGGCUCGAUCGUGUGCCGCUACUAUAAUGCUACGAGUCUGCGUGCGCUCGUCAAGCCGCACAAGUGGCUCUUGAACAACAAGCCCCUCCCGCACUUUGCGGACCCCGUAUCGAAGCGCGACUUGCUUUGGUACUCUUCCAUAAACAACCGCGGCUACCUCGCGCUGCGCGACCUUGAGGAGCGCGCCGCUGGGUCUGCUCCAGCACCGCCGUCUGAGUCAGCAGACGCGCCAUAG